Aspergillus nidulans FGSC A4 is the source of this 1287-nucleotide messenger RNA. RefSeq lists its product as uncharacterized. NCBI's taxonomy places the organism in Eukaryota, Fungi, Ascomycota, Eurotiomycetes, Eurotiales, Aspergillaceae. The coding region runs from base 244 to 1287 and encodes 347 amino acids. The record is from RefSeq and is a predicted model, not a curated record. The transcript is spliced from 7 exons.
ACACGAUGCGGCAAUCAUGGUCUCUCAAGAUUACGCAACGACGGACUUUUGCUACUAGCGUCAGGAUAAGCUCUGUGGCGAACUGGUCACAGCGACUUUAUAUGCCAGGGUUCAAUGUGUCCCUGAAUUUCCUACCCACACCGAAUGUUAUCUCCAGAUAUAAUUUCGGUUUCCCAAAUGCCCUAGACCGUGAUCAUUUUGAAGAUGGUACUUUAAACAAACUUGUCACCCACAGAGAUCGUAAUGAUGAGAAUCAUGAACAUCAUUACCGAGAAUCCCGACCGGCGACUGAAACUGUUUGAUAAGCGUAUCACUACUAAAUGGCGCGAAGAGGUUGCUCAGAGUGCCCAGGAUGUGUCCGCGAGGAUGAUGCAUUGGAUCAUUGCGGAGCUGAAAUGGAAGGCAGAUAUCUUGAGGGACACAGGCUUCGGAAAAGUCUUUGAUGACAGCGUGGUUAACCGUGAUCUCUUUGGCGAUCGAAUUAAGUUCAAAGGAGUCGAACCUGAGAACGACACUUGCCCUCCGCCUGAAGGUCCACGAGAUGAUGCUGAGGAUUAUGACUUCGACCACUUUGAAGAGCGUCGAGCUGAGUGUCACAAAACCCUUAUAUCCGGCGGUCAACUUCCAGAAGCAUUUUCCGAACCAAAAGUUUCAAGUGAUUGUGAAAUUGGCGAGCAUUAUGUUGACGCCAGAAAGCCCGAGUAUGAGGGAGGGACGUGGCAUAUUGAAGGCCAACUGAAUGAGCGCAUCGCAGUGUCGGCGAUCUACUACUACGAUAGCCACAAUAUUACAGCCAGUGCACUGGCUUUACGGCACCGUGGAAUGUCUGGAAUGUACGGUGUGAUUCAUGAACAGGAUAUGCAUCACUUCCUUCAGCAAACAUACGGCUUCCCUGAGGAUGUAGAUGGCCGGAAUGAAGUCCUGAUUACCCAAGAUCUGGGAAGCGUGGAUACGACGGAAGGUCGUCUGAUCACCUUCCCUAACACGCUCCAACACCGGGUCUCCGUCUCUCUGGCAGAUCGCUCCAAGCCUGGCCAUCGCAAAAUCCUCGCCCUGUUUUUCCUUGAUCCACAUCACCGCAUCAUCUCCUCUGCUAAUGUUCUUCCUCAAAGAGAAGACUGGCGGAGAACUGGAAACCGUGCUUCGGGCUACGCUCAUGGCACAACCACGAUGACCAUGGAGGAGGCCAAGGCAUUAAGGCUUGAGCUCAUGGAAGAGCGGGGGCAUAGUAGUCAGGAAAGCAACAACUCGUUUGAAAUGGGAGAGUUCAGUCUGUGUGAACACUGA